ACGAAGAGGAAUUUUUUUAACGCACGUUAACGAGAAAAACUAGUCUAGCAAAGAAAACCUUCCUUGUACUAUAAUUUGAUAAUAAUUCGAUAAACUAAUGUCGGUCAGUAAAGUAGAUGAAAAUCUUCCAAAACAUUGCAGCUUUUACGUUGCUAGAAAAAAAAGGAAAUGUAGGAUGCUGGUGAAAGAAACUGAAAUGUACUGUUGUGAACAUCAACCUACAAGAGAAUUGGAUGCCACAAAUGAUACAGAGCGUGGAAUUAGGAUUCCAUGUCCCUACGACAGAAAACACACAUGUUUUGCCCAUAAGCUGGAAAAACAUCUGAAAAUUUGCAAUUCGAGGCCAAAGGAAAAUGAACCAUUCAUUGUAAAAGGAAUAAACUCUGGUUCUCCCAACAUACAUGAUGAAAUUGAUGAAUCAGUCACCUUAUCCACUAAGCCUGCUGAUGAAAUCAAACGAGUAAUUGAUCUAAUAAACAAAAUAUACAAUGAAAACCCACUAGUAAUUAAGGAAAAAAUAUGCGAGCACCAAGUAGUUGAGAAUGAAAUGAUGGAUCCUAUCUAUGGGGAAAAAACAAAGAAACAUUUAAGGCAGGUUUCUUCAGUAUUAGGUUUACUCUUGGAAAACAAACUGCUAAAUUCUAAUACAUGCUUCAUUGAAUUUGGUGCAGGUAGAGGUGCUUUGAGUUAUUGGAUAUCGAAAGCAACCUCUGAUGAAACCAAUAUUUUGCUUAUUGAAAAAGCAUCACCAAAACACAAGAAGGAUAAUAAACUGGAUAAAACUUCAGACAAAGUACAGAGAGUUAGAGCAGACAUAAUCGACCUAGUACUAGAUGAGAUAGAACUUGUCAACAAAUCCGAACAAAUCAUAGGAGUAACGAAACAUUUGUGUGGGGCAGCAACUGAUUUCACAAUAAGAUGUCUGGCAAAUCUUUCCAAAAAUAAACAAAAGUUGCUUGGUUUUUUGAUGACAUUUUGUUGUCACCACCGAUGCUCUUGGUCAUCCUUUACAGGGAGAGAAUAUUUUGAAAAGCUGGGUAUUACUAAGAGUGAUUUCCAAAUCAUGUGUGGUUUAGUUAGUUGGGCCACUUGCGGUACAGGUCUCAGCAGACAGAGGAGAGAAGAAAUCGCCAAAGAGACUCAAGAAUCAGUAGUUAAAGAAAAGAAUGUUCUAGGAUUAACUGCAGAAGAAAAAGAACAAAUAGGACUAAAGUGUAAAAAUCUUAUGAAUUGGGGGUGUCUCCUAUUCAUUCAGGAUAUGGGAUUUGACUGUGACUUGCACUAUUAUGUAAAACGUGAAAUAACACCUGAGAAUGUAUGUAUUGUCGCAAAAAAUAAAGCUGCUCAAAGUUGAGUCAACAAU
Molecule: messenger RNA, 1363 nt
Organism: Coccinella septempunctata (seven-spotted ladybird)
Lineage: Eukaryota; Metazoa; Arthropoda; Insecta; Coleoptera; Coccinellidae
Product: tRNA:m(4)X modification enzyme TRM13 homolog
Exons: 7
Coding region: 98-1354 (418 amino acids)
Biological process (GO): tRNA methylation
Source: RefSeq, a predicted model, not a curated record